AUGACGCUGCUUGAGGCUGCACCUGAAUCGAGGUCGGCGAGACUGAUCGACAUCCGUGCUUUGCUGGAUGCAUUGGCCACGGAUCACUGCAAUGCCUGUAUGGGCAAGGGGCCUGCGCCCGACUUCUCGGCAGUUCCGGGGAUCUUGAAGGAGGUCGCUGACAUGUAUGACCAGCUGUCACUACCGGACCGUCUGAAGGCUGAUAUGAUGGUUGGCUGUGGCUGGCACAUGCUGAACGAGGAAGACAAAGCUUUGGAGCCCUUGAUGCGGGUCGUGCACUCCACCGCAGGCCUGGAGGCUGGGGACCAGAUCUCUGCCAUCCUGGUGGCCAUGCAGCUCCUUCGGAAGAAAAGCCGCUGGGGCCAGAUCGUGCAAGCAGGUGACAAGGCCUUCGAGGUUGCCGGUGGGAAAUGGGUGGCUUGCUCGGAUGUUCUGCUUCGCGUCAUAGCGACAACUUCCAGCAAGAGCAUGAUUUGCGCACCGGAGAUGGUCGGCAUUCUGCUCAUGGUUGCCUCCGGUGUGUCCGUGACGUGUGAAAUGGUUACCAGUAAAAUCAUUGAGAAUAUGCAUUGGCCGUACUGGUGCCUUCUGGCAGCCUGCUGCACUGGGGCAGCUUUGGCGAACGGGACGUACCUAUGCUGGGCAGGUAUCGGUUGCCCGAAGAAGCAAGACAUCAAGUGGGUGGUCGCAAGGGCACUGUUCGAGAAUUUGCACUGGAUGUUAGCCAUCUGGGCAGUACUAGUUGGAGCGGCCCCGGGAGACGUGGCAGCAUUGACCAGCAUUGACAUCAUGGCUGCAGCUUUCCUGGGCCUGAUAUUCCUAGGUGAAAGUGUGACCAUUCUCCAUUUCGUGGCCCUUGUUGUUUCACUUACUGGAGCUGUUUGCAUCUCUCAGCCACAGUUCAUAUUCGGAGCUUCGGAACAGACAGAGCAGUCCCCUCUUGGGUAUUGCAUGGCUUUGCUAUCCGGAUGUUUCCAAGCCGGUGCGUUUGUUUGUGCAAGGAAGUCGAAAGACAUCCCAGUCUCUGUGCUCACAAUUGUCUCUCUGUUGUUUGCGGUGCUGUUGGCCUUUGUGCCACCACUUUUGGGCCUCAGUUCUUCUGCACACGAUGCUCUCCAAACUAUCCAGGAGGAACCGUGGCAUGCUUUGGGGCUUCUCGCUAUUCUGACCAUAUGGUGCGUGUUCUCAAUUGUGCUUCCUGCAGCAGGUGCCACAAGAUGUCCAGCUGCCGUCAGCGCGACCGUUUUCACAUCCUCGAGUAUGAUCUCCGGAUACAUAGCACAGACAACGAUUUUCAACGACGCACCGACGCCUCUGAAGCUGCUUGGUGCAGGGUUCAUGCUGUCAAGUGUGGUGAUGAUGGCGGUCCGAUGCCGCGACCACGACACAGCCGAAGAGCGCGAGGCAUCCCGCGCGGAAGAGCACAAUCCUGCAUCGACGGCAGACGAGACAGACAGCCUUGGCUCCUUCGUCGCCUCCGAGGUGUCUUUCGGGAAGUCUGGUCGACUCCGACGCAGAGGCACCGUGUACAGCAAUACGCCGACGCCACAGCGGCUCGGAUCCUGUCUGCCCAUAUUUGCCGUCUCUUCUGCCUGA
Messenger RNA from Symbiodinium necroappetens, 1596 nucleotides. Lineage: Eukaryota; Dinophyceae; Suessiales; Symbiodiniaceae. The record is from the annotation of a GenBank genome assembly.